AUGGCGACUGCAACGAGCGACGACCACCAACAGAGACUAAUCUCAUCUUUCAUAGAGAUCGCUGUUGGUCAAACCAUUGAAACCGCUCUACAAUUCCUAAAGGCAACAAGCUGGAACCUUGAAGACGCCAUUAACCUCUUCCUCGUCCAUGGACAGAACCAAACUCUGUCAUAUCCGCAAAACUCAUCAGAGCAGUAUUGGAGUGAUAAUCAAGAAGAAGAACAAAUCCAUCCUCCUUUACCUUCGAUUAGAGAUACUCUCUACGAUUCUUCUUCCAUGCAUCAUCAAACUACGGUCCAAGUAGGUCCCGAGGAGAUCUGGGACUUGAAACAAGAACCGUCUGAUUCGGGAUCUGUUGUUGGAUCAGAAGGUUCGAGAUUGUCUACUUUGUACCGUCCUCCUCUGAAACUUCUUUUCCAAGGCUCGUUCGAAGACGCGAAAGCAACUUCUUCUAGACAGAAUCUAUGGCUGCUAGUGAAUCUCCACGAAGGACAGAAAAUCUCUACUUUCUACAGAAUCGAAUCUCUUCCUCCUGUGGUGCUUCUCAUCGAUCCAAUCACUGGUCAGAAGAUGCGUUCGUGGAGCGGCGUGAUCGAAGCUAAGAGUUUUCUCGAGGAUUUGGUGAAGUACAUGGAUUCUGGUCCUCACGAACACAAUGCUUCUCUGACAAGCAACAAACGCAUAAAAACAGAGAAGGUUUGUUACGAAAGCGACCAGACUUCUACUUGUCAAGACAUGUCUACUUUCUGGGACAACUUCUUUGAAGAGUCAAGCAACAACAUUGAUCACAUCCUCUUCGAGUCUGUGGAGGAUGACACUUUCUUAGGGUUUCCAGUUUUGACUGAAGAGCCAAAAGGUGACUGCGAUCGAAGCGUUGUGUGCAGUCUCUGCAUUCGUUUUCCAGAUGGGAGAAGAAAGCAGAGGAACUUUCUAAAGACCGAACCGGUUCAGCUUCUCUGGUCUUUCUGCUAUUCUCAGAUGGGGGAAUCCGAGAAAAAGGCGUUUAAAUUGGUUCAAGCGAUUCCUGGUGCUUCCAAGACUCUGGAUUAUGGAGCUAACGCGACUUUUGACCAGUCUGGUCUGGCUAAUUCAUUGAUCUCGGUUACUUGGACUACAACAAGUGACUUACACCAACAGAAACUAAUCUCAACUUUCAUGGAGAUCGCUGUUGGUCAAACCAAAGAAACCGCACAACUAUUCCUAAAGACAACAAACUGGAACCUUGAAGAAGCCAUUAACCUCUUCCUCAUCGAUAGAAAAAACAAACCUCUAUCAUAUCAUAACUCAUAUUUGAAACCGUCGGAUUCGGAUUCCGAUUCUGUUGUUGGAUCAAAAGAAUCGAAAUUGUCUUCUUUGUACCGUCCUCCUCUGAAACUUCUUUUCAAAGGUUCAUUCGAAGACGCGAAAGCAACUUCUUCUAAAAAGAAUCUAUGGCUCCUAGUAAAUCUCCAGUCCACGACCGAGUUUGCUUCUCACAUGCUUAACCGAGAUUUAUGGUCAAACGAAGCCGUUUCUCAAACCAUCGAGUCUAGCUUCGUCUUAUGGCAAGUCUAUGAUCAUACCAAUGAAGGAAAGAAAAUCUCUACUUUUUACAAAAUCGAGUCUGCUCCUCCUGUUGUGCUCCUCAUCGAUCCAAUCACAGGUCAGAAGAUGCAAAUGUGGAGCGGUGUGAUUGAAGCUCAGAGUUUUGUCGAAGAUUUGGACUUGUUUAUGGAGGCAAGUCCCAAUGAGUACAUAGCUUCUCUGACAAGGAUCACACACGUAGACAUUGGCUCGUCAAGCAACAAAAACGACCAAGUCCCGGCUUCUUCUUGGGGUGAAGAGUUUGAAAAGGAGGAGACUUCCUCGUCAAGCAACAACAUCAACAAAACCGUGGCUCCUUCUUGUGGUGAAGGGUUUGAAAACGUGGAGACUUGGUCGUCAAGCAACCUCUAUGAUCACACCGUUGCUCCUUCUUGGGGGCCCGAAUUUGAAGAGCCUGCAGAAGUAGAGGAAGAGGAAGAAGAAGAGGAGGAGACUUGUUUACAGUUCCCAGAUUUGACAGAAGAGCCAAAGGGAGACUGCGAUCGAAGCAUUGUGUGCAGUCUCUGCGUUAGAUUUCCAGAUGGGAGAAGAAAGCAGAGGAGGUUUCUCAAGAGCGAACCGGUUCAGCUUCUUUGGUCUUUUUGUUAUUCUCUCAUGGAGACAUCAGAGAAAAAGGUAUUCAAACUGGUACAAGCGAUUCCUGGUGCUUCCAAGACUUUAGAUUAUGGAGCUAACAUGACGUUUGAUCAAUCUGGGCUUGCUAAUUCGAUGAUCUCGGUUACGUGGGAAUGA
Eutrema salsugineum is the source of this 2316-nucleotide messenger RNA. RefSeq names its product putative plant UBX domain-containing protein 14. The transcript has 4 exons. Gene Ontology annotation, biological process: proteasome-mediated ubiquitin-dependent protein catabolic process. NCBI's taxonomy places the organism in Eukaryota, Viridiplantae, Streptophyta, Magnoliopsida, Brassicales, Brassicaceae. The record is from RefSeq and is a predicted model, not a curated record. Bases 1 to 2316 code for a protein of 771 amino acids. Gene Ontology annotation, molecular function: ubiquitin binding. Gene Ontology annotation, cellular component: nucleus.